Messenger RNA from Carcharodon carcharias (great white shark), 2446 nucleotides. It is a transcript of the gene trim54, whose product is annotated as tripartite motif containing 54. Bases 158 to 1246 code for a protein of 362 amino acids. The transcript has 9 exons. Gene Ontology annotation, molecular function: zinc ion binding. The record is from RefSeq and is a predicted model, not a curated record. Lineage: Eukaryota; Metazoa; Chordata; Chondrichthyes; Lamniformes; Lamnidae.
GGAGAUACGACCCUCAUGAAAUGAUUCUAAAUUUAACUGUUUGCCCAGCAGUUGAUGUUUCAGCCGAGACCAAAAGGUAGAAAAAUCAGAGCUCCAAGGAGAGGGGAAAAAAAUUAAUUACUGCUUAACCGAUCGAGUGAACCUCCUGACUUUGGGGAUGAACCUUGCGGUGGGAUUCAAACCGAUGCUUGGAGGCGCACAGACAAUGGACAGUUUGGAGAAGCAACUUAUUUGUCCCAUUUGUCUGGAAAUGUUCACAAAACCAGUGGUAAUUUUACCAUGUCAGCAUAACUUGUGUCGAAAAUGCGCCAAUGAUGUUUUCCAGGCUUCCAACCCAUUCUGGCAGUCAAGGGGCUCGACUACGGUGCCUUCAGGGGGUCGCUUUCGCUGUCCUUCCUGCAGACAUGAGGUAGUACUUGAUCGCCACGGAGUUUAUGGCCUGCAGAGAAAUCUCCUGGUGGAAAAUAUCAUUGACAUCUACAAGCAAGAAUCAUCCAGGCCUCUGCAUACCAAAUCUGACCAGCAGUUAAUGUGUGAAGAGCAUGAAGAUGAAAAAGUAAAUAUUUACUGUCUAACUUGUGAGGUCCCAACUUGCUCAAUGUGCAAAGUCUUUGGCGCUCACAAAGAUUGUGAAGUGGCACCUCUUCAAAAUGUCUACAAACGUCAAAAGACUGAGCUGAGUGACGGUAUUGCAAUGCUGGUGGCAGGAAAUGACAGAAUCCAAGCAAUCGUUACUCAGCUGGAAGAGAUUUGUAAAACCAUUGAGGAUAACAGCCGAAGACAAAAGCAACUCCUUUGUGAAAAGUUCGAUACUCUGUAUGCUAUUCUAGAAGAGAGGAAAAAAGAAAUGCUUCAAUGUAUUACUCGCGAACAGGAGGAGAAAGUGCAAUAUGUACGAUCUCUGAUGAGGCAACACGGAGAUCACCUGGAGGGGGCAAGCAAGCUGGUAGAAACAGCUCUGCAACUUACAGAGGAACCUCAGAUGGCAGUGUUCCUGCAGAAUACAAAGCAGCUGAUCAAAAAAGUUAUUGAUACUUCAAAAGCAGCUCAGUUGGAGCGAACGGAGCCUGGGUAUGAAAACAUGGAUCAUUUUGUGGUCAAUCUCGGAAGAGCCGAGCAGGCGCUGCAAAGGAUAAACUUUCAGUCAGAGUGCCAGGGUGAAGAAGAGGAAGAGUUAGAGGAAGAAGAGAUAGAGGAAGGUGGAGUGGCUGAAGAGGAAGGAGAAAUGACUGAUGGUCAAUACUGAAGUCACAAGAAGGAAAAAGAGGGACAGUACUAAUGACACAGCCUAUGGAAAUGAUUCAUUCACAAUUGAUUUAUUGUUUAAUUAUGAGAUGAAGAUUGCUGCCAUUUAUACAAGCUUGCAGUAUGGAUCACUUAUUCGCUUUUCUAUUUGCUGAUCAUUGCUGUGUGAAGAAAUUAACACAGUGUUAUAGCUUCUCAAUUAGACCAAAUACUUUUUGUACAUUUUCACUUACGCAAUUAAAUGUAAACCCUAGGAUAAUGUUGAUGUGACACUAUUGCAAUAAUAGGCCUUCUUAACUGAAAAGACGACUGAUGCAUUGUUUGAAAAAAAACCUUUAUGGGAUUAUUGUGAUAUUUUGCAUGGAUCAGUUAGUUUAGAAUUUUCAGACAGCUGAGUGCUAUUAUUUCCCCAUUAUAAUAAUUUGUUUAAUUAGUUUGUUAUAAUUUUAUUCGAGACAUGGCACAUGUAAAAUAAAGUACAAUGUACAGUGGGAUAAUUGAGCUCUAUCCCACUUUGGUGAAGAGUCAUACAGGUUCCAGUAAUAGUUUGGAACAAUAGAUGAUGUACUAAAAGGCAUGAUAGAAAGAUGGGGAUAGAUGAAGUUCAUGAGAGAGAGAGAGAAAGAGAGAACAGUUCAUCUGGUAGGAGGAUUUUUUGAAUCCAACGUAUUACUGCCCACUGAUGUUGCCUUUAUGCUGUUUAAUGAAUGAUUUUGGAAUGAGGAUGGAGUACAGUAAAAGCUGUAAUUCUGGUUGACAUUAUUAUGUUGGUCCUUUAAUGAAAUGAUUUUGAAUUAAGGAACCUUUUGUAAAUAUUGGCCAAAUGACUGACAAAGCAACAAUUGAAACCUUGCAUACUAAAUCAGAGUAAACAGCAGCUUCAACACAGUCUGGAUCACUGAUUACAGCCGUUUCAGUGAGUGCACACCAUGUAGUUCAGGGUUUGUCACUUUAAUUCAUCACUGACCUGCAAAUGAAGUCAGUUUUGCUUUUACUGUUUGUUACAUAAAUGUUAAAAUGUAAUUAUUUCUCAUAAUUAAACAUUGUUGAUUUCUGAAAAUGUUUGUUUAAAAGAAAUGUUUGAAUCAUAUUUCAUUUUCAAAUUUUAUACAUGUUUUAGUGAAUUGAUUAUGGAAUGAAAUCCAUAGAAGCAAGAGGCAGAUAUGUAAUGAUAACUGCUGAUUAAAAACUUUGAAUCCUA